GUGACAUUCAGGCUGUCUUCCCCUGAGCUCCACGAAGACGAGGACACGCCCUCGACCAUUCCCAGUACCAUGUCAGCGAAUCACAGAGCAUGGAGGAAAGACACACCCCUCCCCUCAACCAAUGAGGGGGACUGGGGGAGUGACGAGUCCCAGUCUUUGGCCAGUCAGGGAGGUCGGAGGAAGGGCACGUCCCUGUGUUUUGAUCAUCAGAGACCUGCUCCUGGCACUGGGGGCAAGCUGGGGGGCUCCACCCCCACCACUGCGCACCUGGCCUCGUCCCUCUCUCCCUUCUCCCCCUGCCCGUCUCCAGAGGCGGCCCUGCCAGGGAGAGCCAGUCCCGUGGGAGGGGGGGCGGCGCGGCACGCCCCGGGGGGUCUGGCUGAGGAGCUGAGCCAGAGUCUGCAGGCCGGGCUGGAGAACAGCGCCACUGCGCCGGUGGCCGUGAACGGAACGCGACACAUCAUGGACAUGGAGUCCGUGCGCUCGCACCUGCGCGCCAUCCUCGGGACGUCCGGCGAUCCGUCUUCUCGUGAGUAUCUCUGUGUCGCAGUGCUAGCGAUCCACCGCGAGCAGCAGAUCCAGACCCUGCAGAACAAGACUCUGGAGCUGCAGCAGCAGCUGGCCCUCGCUGUGUCCGCUGACAGGAAGAAGGACAUCAUGAUUGAGCAGCUGGACAAGACGCUGGCGAAGGUGGUGGAGGGCUGGAGGAAGCACGAGGCAGACAAGAGUGACACCGCGAGGCGACUGCAGGAGGAGAAGGAAACUGCAGAGAGAGCACAGGCCGAGCAGCAGGAGAUGCUGUCACGGUUUGAGGAGAGCCUGGCCCAGGCCGCCGAGACCCUGGAUCGCGAGCAGAGGCAGGCUGAAGAGCUGCGGGCCACGAACCAGCGGCUGGAGCAGCAGGUGGGCGAGCUCUCCCGGAGGCUGGAGGAGGUGGCGCGGCGCUGCCAGGCUCUGGAGGAGCAGAGAGACGAGGCCACCAGGGCCAGGGAGGCGGCACAUGCCAGCCUCGACCAGCACAGAGCAUCCUGGGACAGGAGGGAGAGGGAGCUGGAGGACCGCCUCGCCCGGCAGGAGGCAGAGUUUAUGGCCCAGCUCGAUAACGAGAAGGCCAGCCGAGAGCGGGAGGCUCAGCGGGCCCAGGACACCCAGAGGGUCCUGGCGUCAGUCCAGGAGGAGGUGCAGCGUGCAGAGAGAGAGCUGGAGGAAGCGCAGAGGGCCCGGGACAGCGCGGCGAUGGACAGGGCGCUGGCCGAGGCGCGUUUUGAGGCGGAGCGCACCAAGAUGGAGGUGGAGCUGAAGGUGUCGGUGGAGCAGCAGGUGACAGAGAGACUGAAACAGAUACAGGAGGAGAACACCAAGGCCACAGCUGCCCUGAGAGAGACACACAGGAAGCAGAUGCUGGAGGCCAGCACACAGCACGAGAAAGAACUGUCUGCUCAGCUAGCUCAGUUCAGGACAGAGCUGCAGGAGAGGGAGGAGAAGCUACGCAAGCUGACCGAGGACUACGAGAACAAGUUGUCCCAGAAGCAGGAGGAGGUGUUGAGGGUGGAGGCCGCAAGGCGGAAACUAGAGAUCCAGCGGACAGAGCUGGUGUCGAGACUGCAGGGCCUGCUGCGCUCCCAUUGGGCCGAGGCCCUGAAGCUGCUGGCUGCUCAGAGCACCCCCCACAGUCAGGGAGAAGAGUCCCGAUCUGACCCGGCCCAGCUCCUGUCUUCUGAGUCCUGGCUGUGGGACAGACUGGAUUUGCAGCCCGGCAGGCCUCUGGGAGAAGCGGAGGUCCAGGAGCUAAAGAGGUCACAGAGUGCGGAGAAGACUGGGCCCCGCUCAGCUCUGCUGGCUGCAUCAUCAGACAGGACAGGGGCCAUCAGCUGGGAGAGAGAAACAGUGGGUUUCCCCAAGGCGAUCCCUCUCCAUGCCACAGUGCAGCUCUCCCUGCCCACCCCAAGGGAAGGGCAGAGAUGUGGAGGAGUCGCUCCAGACUCUGCAGGAGGUCACAUCAGCAAAGCAGCUCCCCCUACAGCAGGCCUCCUGCAUACCUCCCAGGACCUCAGCUUUCUUUUGUCUCACUCCCUAGCCAAUCAGAGCUUCCACCCACUUUCCAGUACCAAUCAGAGCUUACACCCUCUCUCCCCAACCAAUCAGAGCCUUCAGCCCCUUGCCACCACCAAUCAGAGUUUCCACACUCUCUCUCCCACCAAUCAGAGCUUCCGUCCUCUGGAGCCACACCUGGACGACACAGUUCAUACAGCGCUUGGCAGCUGUGACCUGGAGGAGCUGGUGGAGCAACCCCUGGGUGAAGACAGCGGGUAUAGUGCAGAGAGACGGAGAGAGGGGCACAGCGGGCACAGGUCUCUGCAGGAGCUCAGUGGCUACAGCACAGGAUCACUGGGAGAGAGCAGCCAGAACAACACGGACUUACUGAAGCAAGGGCACAAGACAGGGAGAGAGGGACACAGUGGGUACAGCACAGCCAGGGAGAGAGAGGGACAUAGUGGGUACAGCACAGCCAGGGAGAGAGAGGGACACACCCCGGGUCACUAG
Messenger RNA from Lepisosteus oculatus (spotted gar), 2544 nucleotides. NCBI's taxonomy places the organism in Eukaryota, Metazoa, Chordata, Actinopteri, Semionotiformes, Lepisosteidae. The record is from RefSeq and is a predicted model, not a curated record.